UUCUUCUCCAUUGGUGUUUACUGGAUCACGAGGGUACAAGUCGUCAUUUCCACCUAGAAGAGGAAUUUCUCAAUUAAAAGCAACCGUCUCUCUCUGCUCUCUCUCUCUCUCUCUCUCUCUCUCUCUCUCUCUCACACACACACACACGCACGCACACACACAGACAAACACAUACAUUAGGAACAGACGAAAACAAAACCUUGCCACAAAGAAUUAUAUAUUUAUAUUGCAAUUGCGUCGUCGUAUUCUCGUUAAAUGCUGACCCCGUUCACGCGUACUGGUUCUGCGCUGCUGUUGUACUGCCUUUGAGUUACAAUCUAAAAUUGGGUCCGUGAGGGGACUAAGGGCUGAGGGCUUGCUCUUGGUCCCCUGCAAAUGAGCUGUGAAAGAAGUUAAGUUCACUAUUUUGAGAUAAUGAGUAUUGACAUUCACAAGCCAUUUUUUGGGGUUCCACUUAAGGGCACUGUUUUUGAAAGAAGAAACAAAGCUGAUUAUACUUUUUCGAGGGGAAUUAAAUCAAAACCCUUAAAAAAGGGUUCGAAUUUCCUAUUGUGUAAAUGCGCAAAAAAACAUGAAUGGAUCUUUCGCGGGAACAAAUUUAUGCACUCCUGUGGGAAAAAUGCUGAGUUUUUAUGGAAGACGCUGGAAUUGCGGAGUGGUUGGAUGAUUAAUUCUGUCAAAGAGCCCAUUGUUCGAAGCAAGACUUUAGUCAAGUUUAUGACUCCUGUAUGGGAAGAGGGGUUAUUUCUGUUCAGAUGCUCUGUCUUGUGCACUGUUGUAUCUGGGGUGUGUUUAUUGGUUUGGUAUGCACAGUCUAAAGCAAAACUUUAUGUUGAAGCCAAUCUGUUGCCUUCUGUUUGUACCCUACUAAGUGAUCAUAUUCAGCGAGAACUUGAUUUUGGUAAGGUUCGAAGAAUCUCACCUUUAAGCAUUACUUUGGAGUCAUGCUCAAUUGGGCCUCAUAGUGAAGAGUUCUCUUGCGGCGAGAUUCCCAGUGUGAAGCUUCGUAUUCGUCCUUUUGCUAGCCUGAGAAGGGGGAAAAUUGUGAUAGAUGCUGUUUUGUCCAAUCCAAGUUUAUUGGUUGCACAGAAGAAGAACUUCUCUUGGUUGGGAAUACCCUAUUCAGAAGGCAUUCCCCAGAGGCACCUGUCCACUGAAGAAGGUAUUGAUUAUCGCACAAAAAAUAGGAGGAUUGCAAGAGAGGAAGCUUCCAUGCGCUGGGAGAGGGAAAGAGUCGAUGCAGCUAGAUUAGCUGCUGAAAAGGGUUAUAUUUUUACAGAGUGCGAUUGUGUUCUGCCUGAGGAUGAUCUUUCAAAGGAGAGUACGAGUCUUCCCUCAAGGUUGGGGAACCCUGAUCCAUUCCGUUAUAUGGACGAGAAAUUUCACUGGAGAGAUCAUCAUUGUAUGGAUGCUGGUGCGGAGUAUGAUUUGAAGCAUGCUGAUUUAGAGAGGUCGUUUGGUGCAAAAAUGUCAACCCCAGAAACUAGCAUCUGGUCCAAAAUUAUGCCAGGGUACAUGAAACAUAAGUUCAAGAGGAAGGCCAAUGGAAGAGAUUUAUCUAUGGCACGUAUUGCUUACAAAAGAAGACUUCUUGAGCGCAGUGCAUCUGCAGCUCGUUUAUACUUCCAAGGACAAUCACUGGGGAAGCCUGGGAGCUCUACCAAGGGAUCUGCAGGGUUUGAUGAUCCGAAAUUUGAGUUUUCUCCAAUGAAUAAGGACGAGGCAGCUGCUUCGAUUUCUACAGUGACCAACACUGGAGGAGAUGUGAGAGUUGAGUAUCAGAAUGUGAAGGUUGACUACAGUGUUGACAAUAAAAACAUUGAAGUUGCUGGGGAUGUAUCGACGAACAAGUUGAUCACGGGGAUGCAGAACAAAUUGAAGACUGACUCUGUUUCUAGAGGAAAUUCAGAAACGCAGUUUACGGAUCAGAUGAAUAUCUUACGUGAUCCUUUUCUUUUUACUUUGGCUAGAAUUCGUGAAUCCACAAACUCCACUGAUAAGUUUUCAUCAGCCAGCGGCGUUGUCGAUUGUCCUACAAGUAGUAAACAUCUGGAAAGGGAUGAUAUCACUAAUGCAGACGUCAGAAAAGAAGCUCUUGGGUUAGUUGAGGAAGUGAAGAAUGGACAGGAUGAUACUUUGGACAAUCAAGGGGCCAAUGCCUCUGGUAGUUCUCGUCCUGUCCAUUUGGAAAGUUUUUGGCCCUUGAGCUCGCAAUCAAGUUUUUCGUCUGCCUUUAAAAACUUUGGUGAGGCAUGGUCUUCUUUACUUGUCAAUCCUUUGAAAAGGCUGAAAUCUGAGAUUGGUGCGAGUGUUGAGGACAUAUCGACAGAACUAGGUGACGAGAUUAGUGAAGAAAAUACUUCAGGCAUAGAUAAAAUGAUUCCUGUGGUUCUUGACUCUGUACAUUUUAAAGAUGGUACACUGAUGUUGCUUGCUUAUGGUGAUACAGAACCGAGAGAAAUGGAAGUUGCUAGUGGACAUGUGAAGUUUCAAAAGCACUAUGGACGCGUGCAUGUGCAACUUACUGGAAAUUGUAAGAUGUGGAGAUCAGAUUUGAUAUCUGAAGAUGGUGGGUGGUUGUCCACCGAUGUUUACGUUGAUAUCGCUGAGCAGAAAUGGCAUGCAAAUUUGAAAAUGGCAAAUCUCUUUGUGCCGCUUUUUGAGAGGAUUUUAGACCUUCCGAUUACAUGGUCUAAAGGAAGAGCUAGUGGUGAGGUUCACAUAUGCAUGUCAAAAGGUGAAACUUUUCCUAAUCUUCAUGGGCAGCUAGAUGUAACGGGGCUGGCCUUUCACAUAUAUGACGCUCCGUCGUGGUUUUCUGAUAUAUCCGCAAGUUUGUUUUUCCGUGCCCAACGAAUAUCGUUGCACAACGCCAGGGGCUGGUAUGGUGACAUUCCUUUAGAAGCAUCUGGAGAUUUUGGCGUUGAUCCAGAGGAAGGAGAAUAUCACCUGAUGUGUCAGGUUCCAUCUGUUGAAGUGAAUGCCUUGAUGAAAACUUUCAAGAUGAAGCCAUUGUUAUUUCCGUUGGCGGGAUCAGUAACAGCUGUCUUCAACUGUCAAGGCCCCUUGGAUGCUCCUGUGUUUGUUGGGAGUGCAUUGGUCUCAAGGAAGCUCAUCCAUUUAUCUGCCGAUACCCCUCAAUCAGCUGCCUAUGAGGCAAUGAUGAAUAGUAAAGAAGCUGGUGCAGUUGCAGCCGUUGACCAUGUUCCUUUCUCUUAUGUUUCUGCGAACUUUACGUUUAAUACUGAUAAUUGUGUCGCUGACCUUUAUGGAAUCAGAGCUACACUUGUUGAUGGUGGGGAAAUUCGCGGAGCAGGAAAUGCUUGGAUUUGUCCUGAGGGCGAGGUUGAUGAUGCAGCAAUGGAUGUUAACUUUUCCGGAAACUUAUGUUUUGAUAAGAUUAUGCAUCGGUAUAUACCUGGUUAUCUUCAAACGAUGCCCUUUAAGUUGGGGGAUCUCAAUGGAGAAACAAAAGUUUCUGGCUCAUUGUCAAAACCGAGAUUUGAUAUCAAAUGGACUGCACCAAGAGCUGAGGGUUCACUUUCUGAUGCUCGUGGAGAUGUCAUAAUUUCACACGAUCACAUUUCUGUCAAUUCUUCAUCGGCUGCAUUUGAAUUGUAUAUGAAAGUUUUAACAUCAUAUACUAAUGAAAACUGCUUAGACUGGAGAGAGAUCGGUAAAGUAGCUACCAUGCCUUUCUCUGUGGAAGGAGUCGAAUUGGACCUAAGGAUGCGAAAUUUUGAAUUUUUUAACUUUGUUUCUUCCUAUGCAUUUGAUUCUCCAAGGCCUGUGCAUAUGAAAGCAACAGGAAAAGUGAAGUUUCAAGGGAAGGUUAACAAGAACUGCUGCAGCAUUGACAACCCAGUUCUGCAAUCUGAUAAGAGUUCAGAAUUGCCCCUUGUGGAAGGUGAUGAAGAUGCAAAGAGCAUUUCUGGUGAUGUUUCAAUCUCAGGUCUAAAGCUCAAUCAAUUGAUGCUGGCUCCCCAGUUAGUUGGAGUGUUGAACAUCACAUCUAAGGGUAUCAAGUUGGAUGCUACUGGUCGGCCAGACGAAAGUCUUUCAGUAGAACUUGUAGGACCUUUGCAAUCAACUUCUGAAGAAAAUUUAGCUGGAAAGUUUCUGUCUUUUUCUCUGCAGAAAGGUCAACUGAAAGCUAAUGCAUGUUAUCGACCACUACACUCAACUAACUUGGAGGUACGCCAUUUGCCGCUGGAUGACCUGGAGCUAGCCUCACUCCGUGGAGCGAUAUCAAGAGCAGAACUUCAGUUAAACUUUCAGAAAAGAAGGGGCCACGGUGUGCUAUCUGUUCUCCGGCCAAAAUUCAGCGGGGUGUUGGGUGAAGCUCUAGAUGUGGCUGCAAGAUGGAGUGGGGAUGUGAUCACUGUUGAAAGAGUUACUUUGGAGCAAAGCAAUAGCAAAUAUGAACUACAAGGGGAGUAUGUAUUGCCUGGAUCUCGGGAUCGAAGCCCUACUGGAAAGGAAAAAGGUAGCUUGUUCCAGAAAGUAAUGACAGGUCAUCUUGGUAGUGUGAUCUCUUCUAUGGGUAGAUGGAGAAUGAGACUAGAGGUUCCUAACGCUGAGAUUGCUGAGAUGCUUCCACUUGCUAGGCUCCUUUCUCGAAGUUCUGAUCCAGCCGUUCAAUCUAGAUCGAAGGAUCUUUUCUUACAAAGUUUACAGUCUGUUGGAUUGUGUGCUGAAAGUCUUCAAAAACUUCUUGAGGAAGUUCGGGGUUAUUGUGCAGCGUCAUACGAAGUUGUCUUGGAUGAUUUCAAUUUACCAGGUUUAUCUGAACUCAAAGGUCGCUGGCGUGGCUCUUUAGAUGCAAGUGGAGGAGGAAAUGGAGACACGACGGCAGAAUUUGACUUUCAUGGAGACGAAUGGGAGUGGGGAACAUAUACAACCCAGCGCAUUCUAGCAGCCGGGAUAUACAGCAACAACGAUGGGUUGCGUCUGGACAAAAUGUUUAUCCAAAGGGAUAAUGCCACAAUCCAUGCAGAUGGGACACUAUUAGGGCCGAAGACGAAUUUGCAUUUUGCUGUUCUUAAUUUCCCCGUCAGUUUGGUUCCUACUCUUCUUCAGGUUAUUGAAAAUUCAGCCAGCGAAGCUGUUCACUCUCUGCGGCAAUUAUUAGCACCAAUUAGAGGCAUCCUACACAUGGAAGGUGAUCUUAAAGGAAAUCUAGUUAAGCCAGAAUGUGAUGUCCAAGUAAGGCUCUUGGAUGGGGCAAUUGGAGGAAUUGAUCUUGGGAGGGCUGAAGUUGUUGCAUCUUUAACCCCAAGUAGCCGUUUCCUAUUCAAUGCAAAAUUUGAACCCAUUGUUCAGAACGGCUAUGUGCAUAUCCAAGGAAGCGUUCCUCUAACACUUGUACAGAACAAUGCUUUGGAGGAAGAAAGUACUGAAAGGGACAGAAAUGAAGCCACAUGGGUUCGAAGUUGGGACACGGAAAGAAGUAAACCAACUGCAGAUGAGACUAAUGAUAGAAAGGGAUUCAGAGAAAAAAAUCAAGAGGUUUGGGAUACACAAUUGGCAGAGAGCCUCAAGGGUUUGAACUGGAACUUACUAGAUGCAGGAGAAGUUAGGAUUGAUGCUGAUGUUAAAGAUGGGGGCAUGCUGUUGCUAACGGCAUUAUCUCCUUAUGCUAAUUGGCUCAACGGCAAUGCUGAAGUUAUGCUUCAGGUAAGGGGCACUGUUGAACAACCAGUGCUAGACGGGUCUGCCUAUUUUCACAGGGCAACCGUGUCUUCACCUGUACUUAGGAAACCAGUAACCAAUCUUGGUGGAACAGUUCAUGUAAAUUCAAAUAGAUUGCGUAUUGGCUCAUUGGAGGGUAGAGUGAGCAGAAAGGGAAAAUUGUCUGUAAAAGGGAAUCUCCCCCUCCGAUUAAGUGAAACGUCUCUUGGCGACAAACUUGAUUUAAAAUGUGAGGUUCUGGAAGUGCGUGCAAGGAAUAUCCUGAGUGGUCAGGUUGAUUCUCAGUUACAAAUUACUGGAUCUAUUAUGCAACCAAACAUAUCUGGAAAGAUAAAGGUCAGCCAAGGAGAAGCUUAUCUACCACACGACAAGGGUAGUGGAGCUCCUCCCUUCAGAAGGAAUACACCAAAUGACCGAGGAUUGCCAACUGGUGGUUAUGGUCGUAUGGUUGCAUCAAAGUAUGUAUCGCGCUUUCUAAACCUAAUUCCAGCAUCAUCAAAUAGCUCAUUCCACCAAUCACCUGAUGACCGAGAUAAAGUUGAAAAGGGGACGGUGUUGGUGAAUAGUAAGCCAAAACUAGAUAUCCGCCUGACGGACUUAAGGAUUGUUCUUGGGCCUGAACUGAGGAUAGUUUAUCCUUUGAUACUAAAUUUCGCUGUUAGUGGAGAGCUUGAAUUAAAUGGUCCAGCCCAUCCCAAAUGGAUAAAACCUAAAGGCAUUCUAACUUUCGAGAAUGGUGAUGUGAAUCUUGUGGCGACACAGGUAAGGCUCAAGAGAGAGUAUCUUAACAUUGCAAAAUUUGAGCCUGACAAUGGACUUGAUCCGAUGCUGGAUUUAGCCCUGGUCGGAUCAGAAUGGCAAUUUAGAAUUCAAAGUCCAGCUAGCAAGUGGCAGGAAAAACUGGUGGUCACCUCAACUCGUUCGGUGGAGCAAAAUGUCCUUUCAACUACAGAGGCCGCUAGAGUCUUUGAGAGUCAAUUAGCCGAAUCAAUAUUGGAAGGUGAUGGUCAGCUUGCGUUUAAGAAGCUUGCUACUGCAACACUCGAGACAUUGAUGCCGAGGAUAGAGGGCAAGGGCGAAUUCGGACAGGCUAGGUGGAGGCUCGUUUAUUCUCCUCAAAUCCCGAGUUUACUCUCCGUGGACCCCACAGUCGAUCCUCUUAAGUCUCUGGCUAGCAACAUUUCUUUUGGGACCGAAGUUGAAGUCCAGCUGGGAAAGCGUCUUCAGGCUUCUGUAGUGAGGCAGAUGAAGGAUUCAGAAAUGGCUAUGCAGUGGACUCUGAUCUACCAACUCACGAGCCGCCUGAGGGUGCUGUUACAAUCGGCUCCUUCGAAACGCCUCCUAUUUGAAUAUUCUACUACUUCACAGGAUUAGCUUGCUUCGAUAUAUAUAUAUAUAUACUUCAACAAAAGAAAAGUAGAAUUAUGUAGACAGAUUAGUUGGACUACAUUUUCUUUACCAGUGUAAAUCAGUUCUUGUAAAUGAAUAGGUAUUUUAUUGUUCUUUGCUCAAAUAUGAAAUGAGCUCUCUCUCUC
Messenger RNA from Erythranthe guttata (spotted monkey flower), 7226 nucleotides. Its product is annotated as embryo defective 2410. Gene Ontology annotation, cellular component: plasma membrane. The record is from RefSeq and is a predicted model, not a curated record. Lineage: Eukaryota; Viridiplantae; Streptophyta; Magnoliopsida; Lamiales; Phrymaceae. Gene Ontology annotation, biological process: protein secretion.